UAUUAUUCGUCGUAGAAAAGAUAUCGUACCUCUCUGUCACCGUUCUUCUCGAUUUCUUCCGUCUCUUGGAGUCCCGUUCUUUCCUUCGAGGUUAAGAAGAAGAAGAGAGGGCUCUGUCUUGUGCCAUCAUGAUCGGAGGAGGGCUUCUCAAGAUCCACCCCUCUGAGCUGAAAUUGCCCUUCGAGGUGAAAAAGCAGAGCUCUUGUUGCAUGCAGUUGACCAACAAAACAGAUCAUUAUGUAGCUUUUAAGGUUAAAACAACAAGCCCAAAGAAAUAUAGUGUGCGCCCAAACAUGGGAGUUGUCCUGCCUAAGUCAACAAUUAGCAUAACAGUAACAAUGCAAGCUCACAAGGAGGCUCCACCAGAUUUGCAAUGCAAAGACAAGUUCCUGGUUCAGAGUGUUGUUGCAGAUGAUGGUGCAACAACCAAGGACAUAACUGCUGAAAUGUUCAAUAAAGCACCUGGUAAAGAUGUUGAGGAGUUCAAACUGCGGGUUGUUUAUAUUCCUGCUAAUCCACCCUCACCAGUUCCUGAGGAAUCAGAGGAAGGAAUUUCCCCACGGUCAUCUGUGUUAGAGAAUGAAACUCAGAGUUCAACCUUGUUUGAUGCUGUAUCAAGAUCCUUCAAAGAAGCUUCUACAGAACAAUCUCAUGAGGAGGAACUGAUUAUUUCAAAGUUGACCGAAGAGAAGAAUUAUGCAAUUCAGCAAAAUAAGAAAUUACGACAGGAGCUGGAACUGCUAAGAAAACAAAGCCAAAAAAGCAGUGGUGGCUUCUCUAUUAUGUUCAUGGUGAUUGUGGCUAUUUUGGGUGUCAUAUUUGGGUAUAUUAUCAAGGAAACAUAAAAACACAAGUCAGAUUACAUCAAAAGCUUACAUCGAGCAUAUGUCGUCUUCAUGCCUUUAACAGAAUGAUUCUUUUUUUCCUUUGUAAGGACUAAGUAUUGGUUUGUGUGAGUCUAUUCAUUUCAUCAAAGAAUAAUCGUUUUUUGCACAUUA
Musa acuminata AAA Group (dessert banana) is the source of this 998-nucleotide messenger RNA. RefSeq names its product vesicle-associated protein 1-3-like. Lineage: Eukaryota; Viridiplantae; Streptophyta; Magnoliopsida; Zingiberales; Musaceae. The record is from RefSeq and is a predicted model, not a curated record. Bases 129 to 845 code for a protein of 238 amino acids. Gene Ontology annotation, cellular component: plasma membrane; endoplasmic reticulum membrane. The transcript is spliced from 8 exons. Gene Ontology annotation, biological process: endoplasmic reticulum membrane organization.